CGGAGCACGAUUUGAAAAGAUUUUCAGAUACUCUCCACUUCAUCCCUAAUUGAUCCGGCUUCCCAAUCUCUAUCCUCGCUCAGUGAACUUCUCAACAAGAUGACUCCUAUUCGCUCAUUCAUGCUCAUGGCUGCUCUGGCAUUCUCGAAUGUGGAAGCUUUGGCUCGCUGUCAGAACUCGGUGUACAACGAGACAGUCGCCUACUUCAACAGCGCGCCCGUCACCGUCAGCUUCGAGAUCGCCACCGCCACUGAAUGCCAGAGCUGGUGCCGAAAUGUCAAGGCAUGCCAAGCCUGGCUUUAUGUCGACCAACCAGGCCAGUGUGACUUGCACCGCACCAAAGCAUUGAGCCUUUCGGACAACACUGGCUUCACAUUUGGCGGAUGCGAGCGGAACCCCGAGUCUCGGUUACCUCCAUCUCCCACUGCAUCUCCCACUGCAUCCUCCUCCGCUGCUGCGAGCGAAACUCCGACUCCUUCAGAGGGUGCUACAUUGGUACGCUUUUCCCCCUAUUGAAUUGUCUCCACUUGAAUCAUGGCUAAUGGUUAACCUUGCCCUCUCUACCCCGU
Molecule: messenger RNA, 569 nt
Organism: Aspergillus uvarum CBS 121591
Lineage: Eukaryota; Fungi; Ascomycota; Eurotiomycetes; Eurotiales; Aspergillaceae
Exons: 1
Coding region: 100-516 (138 amino acids)
Source: RefSeq, a predicted model, not a curated record